CAUGUGCGCCUAUUUGUUUCUUGUCGAUCGUGGCUUAUAAGAGCUGGCGAUCCCUCAUAUGAUGGGUAUCCAGAUCUGCAAGUAAUUACGGAUACCUCGGCGUCGACGAAUCUCUCAAGUCAAGCCGUUUCCCACACAAGACAUCGCUAUGAGGUUAACAAAUCUCUUCGGCCUCCUGGCCGCUUCAACAAGUCUCGUCGCUGCUGUCGACUUGACAGGCUAUGAGUUCAUCGUCGUCGGCUCCGGCGCCGGCGGCGGAGUCUUGGCCGCCCGUCUCGCCCUUGCCGGCCGCAAGACCCUUCUCAUCGAAGCCGGCGACGACCAGGGAGCCAACGAGAACUACACUGUCCCAGCCUACCAAGCAAAAUCCACCGAAGAUGACGCCAUGGCAUGGGAUUUCUUCGUUCGUCACUACGCCGACGAGGCAAGACAGGCUCGCGACUUCAAGACCACAUAUGAGACACCAGGCGGCGGCGAGUACACCGGGCUCAACCCGCCGUCCGGCUCCAAGAUGAAGGGAACUCUGUAUCCUCGCUCCGGUACCCUUGGAGGCUGCACCGCCCACAAUGCACUCAUCGCCGUCUACCCUCAUCGCUCCGACUUUGACUACAUCGCCAGCCUCACCGGGGAUUCGUCCUGGUCAGCAGACAACAUGCGGAACUACUUCAUUCGCAUGGAGAACAACCGUUACCUCCUCCCCGGUGUGCCAGGCCAUGGAUACAAUGGCUGGUACAGCACCGAGACAGCGCCUCUCAACCUUGCCCUUCUCGACCCUCAGCUCCUGAGCCUUGUCACCGGCGGCGCCUUUGCCCUUGGAAACGAGACAAACUUAGUCUUCAACAUCGCCACCCUCCUCGCCGGCGAUGGUAACAACGUGGCCGCCAGCCGCGACACGACGCCAGGCUUCUACCAGAUUCCCAUCUCCUCCAACGACGCUCACCGUGUCGGCUCCCGCGAGUUCAUUGUCGCCGUCCGCGACGCGAAAACCAUCACUGGCGCGAAGCGCUACCCCCUCGACGUCCGCACAAGCUGCCACGUCACCAAAGUCCUCUUCGACAACUCCUCCCCGCCCAAGGCUACAGGCGUAGAGUUCCUUGACGGAAAAUACCUAUACCGCGCAAGUCCCCGCUCCCGCAACGCCGGCGCCGGCACCCGCGGCACAGCAACGGCCUCCCGCGAAGUCAUCAUCGCCGGCGGCGCCUACAACUCCCCGCAGAUCCUCAAGCUCAGCGGCAUCGGCCCCGCCGCCGAGCUGCGCAAGUUCAACAUCCCCGUCGUCAAGGACCUCCCCGGCGUCGGCACAAAUCUGCAAGACCACUACGAGAUCACCGUCCAGGGCCGCACGCCCGCCGACUUUAGCGCGCUCAACGGCUGCACUUUCGGGUUCAACGGACAAUCCGACCCAUGCCUCGCGCGCUGGAACACACCAAUCCUCGGCGACCGCGGCAUCUACGAGUCCUCGGGUUUCGCGGCGACAAUGUUCUACAAGAGCAGCACCACCGAGCGCAACGAGUGGGAUGUUUUUGCGUUUGGCGGACCCGUCAACUUUAGGGGCUACUUCCCCGGCUACAGCGUCAACGCAACCAUUGAGCAUGACUGGUUCAGCUGGGCAAUUCUCAAGUCGCACCCGCGUAACACGGCCGGCUCGGUGACGCUGCGCACGUCUGAUCCGCUCGACGUGCCGGAUAUUCUCUACAACUACUUUGAUACGGGCUCCGGCAACGCCGAGGCGGAUUUGCAGGCCAUGACGGAGACUGUGAAGCUCACCCGCGACGCGUUCAAGCGCCAGUUGGUGCCCAUCAAAGAGGAGUUGCCCGGUGCGGGCGUCCAGGGUGAUGCGGCUGUGAAGCAGUACAUCAAGGAUACGGCGUGGGGUCACCACGCUUCGUCAACGUGUCCCAUCGGUGCCGAUAAUGAUCCGAUGGCUGUGCUGGAUUCAAGCUUCAGGGUGCGUGGUGUGAAUGGCUUGAGGGUUGUUGAUGCGUCGGUAUACCCGAGAAUUCCUGGCACUUUUACUGCUGUGUCUACGUACAUGGUCGGUGAAAAGGCUGCUGAUGUGAUUCUGAGCCAGAAUCAGUAGACAGCGAGGGUGUGGGAGGCAAUUUUGGGAGGUUCUUGUUGAUUUCAGCGUGACUCUUGCAUUUGGAGUAGCAGCGAUGCGCUUAAUAUGAGUAAUAUCUCUACCUACCUUAUCCUAAGACGCAGGUCCCGUGGAAGUGAUUAGUUCGAGUCGACCAUCGUCGGCAAUGUGUCUUCUAUGUCACCCCUAUAAUUGCAACCCCAAAACUUCGUCAUGUAGAGGGUAAGAAUCGCAGGGUCAAUGGAUGCUGUAGGUGCUGUCGUCAUCUACAUGUAGCUUAUGGUAGUACACGGUAGGAUAUGAGGGUGGGAGUGUGAGGUAGGACCGUCGACGGCUUCGUGAAGCAUCGACUUCACGAAUCUCAACUCUAGCAAUUUCACUGAUUUUUAUGCAGAGUAUUAAUCCAGAAAUUCAGCUCUUCUAUCUAAGACGGGUAUUCAAGUUGCUGACUGUGGAAUUGAGGUG
Messenger RNA from Colletotrichum acutatum, 2545 nucleotides. Its product is annotated as GMC oxidoreductase. Lineage: Eukaryota; Fungi; Ascomycota; Sordariomycetes; Glomerellales; Glomerellaceae. The record is from RefSeq and is a predicted model, not a curated record. The transcript has 2 exons. Gene Ontology annotation, molecular function: oxidoreductase activity, acting on CH-OH group of donors; flavin adenine dinucleotide binding. The coding region runs from base 149 to 2080 and encodes 643 amino acids.